AUGAGCGACGGAUGUGUGCAAUCGUUGCAAACGGUGCGGAUAACGGCCCCCGAUUACGUCAGAUUCGGUGAUCCCCUUUGGCUUAACUGUAGCUGUGAUUUACAAUUACAACAAAUCUAUUCAAUCAAAUGGUUUAAAGAUAAUCAAGAGUUUUAUCGGUUUAUCGUUUCCGAGGCCAACCCCAAGACGUGGUAUAAUACGAGUGGCGUUUAUCCGGACCCGGUGAAGUCCAAUAAGGGAGACAUUUAUAUGACGUCAACGGACUUCCAGACUCAGGGCAGCUAUCGGUGCGAGAUAUCAGAAGAGACCGGAUUUCAAACAUUACACGAAGUAAAGGACAUCAGAGUCUACUGUAAGCAAUAA
This is a messenger RNA of Oppiella nova, 363 nucleotides long. The record is from the annotation of a GenBank genome assembly. NCBI's taxonomy places the organism in Eukaryota, Metazoa, Arthropoda, Arachnida, Sarcoptiformes, Oppiidae.